Messenger RNA from Miscanthus lutarioriparius, 1161 nucleotides. The record is from the annotation of a GenBank genome assembly. NCBI's taxonomy places the organism in Eukaryota, Viridiplantae, Streptophyta, Magnoliopsida, Poales, Poaceae.
AUGCCGCUGCCGCUGCGGGUGGCGGCGCGGCUGCUGCUGGCGCGGGGCAAGACCACCGCGGUGCAGCACGUGGUGGCGCGGCACCUGGACCACACCUUCGAGCGGCUCGCGGCGGCGCACCUGCCCCUCGUCGCGGCGUCGCCGCUGAUCGACGCGCUGCGGGCCUGCCCCGAGCCGCUCGCGCUGCCGAACCUCGCGCGCCGCCUCCCGCUCCGCCUCCACCGCCGCGGCCCGCUCCACUUCCUCCGCCUCUUCCCGCGCGUGUUCCACCUCCGCGCCCCGCUCCCGCUCUCGCUGUCCCUGACCCCCGCCGCCGCGGGCCUCCUCUCCGUUGCCAGCUCCCCCGCCGACACGGCGCGGACGCUCCACCGCCUCCUCGCGAUGUCGGUCACCCGCUCCCUGCCCCUCCGCGCCAUCUUCCGCGUCUGGCGCGAGCUCGCCCUCCCCGACGACUUCGAGGACUCCGUCGUUGAGGGGCACCCGCACCUCUUCCGCCUUGUCCCCAAUCCCGACGAGCCCAACACCCACAUUCUCCAACUCGUCGCCGAUCCGGCGACAGAGGAAUUCACCCCGGUGGUGGAGAAGACCCGGCCGGACAGGUACGCCUUUAAGCUGCAGUUUCCGCCGGGGUUCAGGCUGACCAAGGAGUAUCGGAAAAAGGUGAAGGGGUGGCAGCUGCUGCCUUACACCGGCCCGUAUCAGGGCGUCAGUCCGAGGGCUGGAGGGAGCAAGAGGGUGUCAAAGCUGGCGAGGAGGAAGAUGGAGAAGAGGGCGGUAGGGAUUGCGCACGAGUUCCUAAGCCUGACAGUGGAGAAGAUGGUGGAGGUGGAGAAGUUCAGUCAGUUCAGGAAGUGGUUUGGGAUCGAGGUCAAUGUCCGGGACGUGUUCUUGGAUCAUCCCGGGAUAUUCUACCUCUCGGCGAAAGGAAAACGGCACACAGUGUUUUUGAGGGAGAUGUAUGAUCGUGGAAAGCUUGUUUUGUCGAAUGAUGUCUCUGAGGCAAGGGCCAAACUCGUUGAGCUCAUGCUCCUGCGUCGACGUGGUCUUGGGAAUGCCAAUUCAAGUGCCAACAUGGAUUCAGGUGCCACUGUUGAUGCCAGAGAGAGUGGUGAUGAUUUUGUUGAGCAUGAGGAUUGCUUGUUGGACGUAUCGGAUAAGUAA